UUUGUGCUGCAGCAGGACAAUGAAGCAUGAAAACACGAGUGUGUUUGUCCAGAAAGUCAGAGCGCCUCGGUCACCAUGACGACCAGGGUGGAGGAUUGCAUCAGUGUGAAAUCACAGCAAAGCGAGAAGACAGAGUGAAGUCACGUCUGCAGCUCAGAGAGAAACAGCUCAAGAAACACAACAGAAAAAUCAGACACAGAAUGAGAAGAAGUCAGUGGAAACAGCCAAACUGUCCCAGAGUCUGGAGACAUGGAGACAGAAAAACAUCUCCAGGAUGAGGAGACAACAUUAGUUCAGAGUUUAACAUCUGAGAAGACAUGGUGGACAUGAUGGUUCCUGGUUUUUAUGUUUUGGUAAAAUAAAUAAUCAAAAGUUUGUUCCUUGUUUUUUCUGGUUUCCAUCAUUCUGAGUCCUCCUGCCAGAAGACAUCUCUGAAUUCUCUCCUUCUUCAUGGUGUUCUGGUUCCUCAGAACUGCAGGACUUUAGAUGAAACAUGGACCUCAUUCUGUGCUGCAGGUUUUUCCAUCAUGGCAGAGAGUUUGGACAUGGAGGAGCUCCUCACGGCCUUCAGGAAGUUCGCUGUCCACGGAGACACCAAGGCCACGGGAAAAGAGCUCAACGGGAAGAACUGGGCCAAACUGUGCAAAGACUGUAAGAUCGUGGACGUGAAGAACGUGACCAGCACCGAUGUGGAUAUCGUCUUCUCCAAAGUCAAACAGAAGUCGUCUCGGGUCGUCACCUACGAGGAGUUUCGCAGAGCUCUGGAGGAACUCGCUCCCAAAAGGUUCAAAGGCCAAAGCAAAGACGAAGCUCUGCAGUCGAUGUUCAAGCUGGUGGAGGGUCGAGAACCCACCAACGUCGGUGUGACGAAAGUGUCGAAGACGGCGGCGGUGGACCGACUCACCGAUACGGCCCGGUACACCGGAUCCCACAAGGAGCGCUUUGAUGAGACCGGUAAGGGCCGAGGCCGCGAGGGCCGUGAGGAGAUUGUGGAGAACACGGGAUACGUGGGAGCGUACCGGAAUGCCGGGACGUACGACACCAAGACCAAAGACAAAUAAAAUGACAGGAAGCAGCACCACCUGCUAGGAGCUGACUAGCAACUACAGCUCUGAUACAGCACUUAGUCUGGACCAAACCUGGAACCGGGACUCCUCUGAGUGAGUGUGUGUGUGUGUGUGUGUGUGUGUGUGUGUGUGUGUGUGUGUGUGUGUGUGUGUGUGUGUGUGUGUGUGUGUGUGUGUGUGUGUGUGUGUGUGUGUGUGUG
Molecule: messenger RNA, 1267 nt
Organism: Amphiprion ocellaris (clown anemonefish)
Lineage: Eukaryota; Metazoa; Chordata; Actinopteri; Pomacentridae
Product: tubulin polymerization-promoting protein family member 3-like
Exons: 4
Coding region: 528-1061 (177 amino acids)
Biological process (GO): microtubule polymerization; microtubule bundle formation; positive regulation of protein polymerization
Cellular component (GO): microtubule
Molecular function (GO): tubulin binding
Source: RefSeq, a predicted model, not a curated record